Molecule: messenger RNA, 1961 nt
Organism: Styela clava
Lineage: Eukaryota; Metazoa; Chordata; Ascidiacea; Stolidobranchia; Styelidae
Product: X-linked interleukin-1 receptor accessory protein-like 2
Biological process (GO): signal transduction
Source: RefSeq, a predicted model, not a curated record
AGAAUAUUAAUCUUAUAUCAAUAUGUUAUUGAAAAACCUGUUAGCUCUUAUGAUCGUUGCCACAGCCUGUGAGGCGGUAUCGGUCAUUGAUAUGGAGGUCGGGAAAACGUUUUCUACAGGUGCAGAAGUUUAUAAUUGCACUGAACUUGGACAAAAGAAUAUAACUGCGUAUAUUGGAUGGCCGUUUCAUUUUUCUUGUUUGGAUCUAACAAAAAACUUUUACAGUGCCGUUUUUCCGGAGUAUGUUACAAAAUACCAACACGAGAAUAUUACCUGCUCUGUUUACGACGAUAACGCAAUAUCGUUGUGGAAUGAAACUGCAACUGCAAAAGCAAUGAAAACGAAAUCUGGUGUUGUGUACAAUAGCUUUGACGUUACAAGAGGACAAGUAUCAAAUUAUCGGCUGAUUUUACGGGCGCCGUCGGCAAAUUACUGUGCAUACGAGGACAUUUUGUUUCAUCCUAAACACUCUUCAGAGAACUACAGCUGUCAAAAUUUGAGUCAAGAAAUCGGAACAAUUAAAAAGAAGCUUAAAAUUGGAAAUGUAUACAGAAUGACGUGCCAGCUGGACUAUCUAAGAGAGCCUGCAUUAUAUAUCCAAAACGUUUCCAAAGCUGAAUACAUAUGGACGUACAAUUGCAGUGAAAAUUUGCCCGAAAACACAGUAAUCGUAGGAAAUAAGCUUACACUAACAAACGUUGAUUUUUUAACUGGUGGUAUAUAUUCAUGUAAAAUCAGAUACAAAGGAAAUGAGAGAUACGCCACACGGCAUGAAGUGUGCAUCCAACAUGGCAAUGCAGGAACCUACUCGAUGAAAUGUCCUGAUAAAGUCAAGGUGAAACUAGGAGAUGAUGUGAAUAUCACGUGCAGUGUUGACUUUGGUACAGGACAACAUCUAUGGUUUUUACCAACUGCUAUAUGGAGUAAAAAACUAUUAAACGGAACCAGUGAAGGGUAUUGCACGAAGCUUACGCUGCUAGGUGGACCGCGAAACUCAACCGUGGAGGAACGAGCAAAUUGCGACAAUGCUCAGAUUACGGAUCUGUACAAGAGAUGUUUCCUGUACGAACCAUCGGCCGAUAUAAAAGAAGCAUUGCAGCAUCUCACACGGCUCACACUAAUUAUAAAAGAAAUGAAGGAAUCCGAUGCAGGGACGUAUGGAAUAAAAUUCAGCGUUGAUAGUGAUAAAUCUGCUAACAGCACCAUUGAACUUGAGAUUGAUCAAGAUGCAGAGCUGCUGAGUUACGCACAUAUAAUUGGUCUGGGUAUCAUGGGUCUAGUUCUACUACUUUUGCUGAUUGGAUUAUGCGUAUGGAGAAAGAUUGAUAUUUUAUGGUUCGCGAAGAAAUACUUUGGCCCAUAUGAAAAAGAAGUGAAGAGAUACACUGCAUAUUUAGCAUAUCACUACAGUACUGAGAACAUGACGGAUAUAUCUAGAAAAUUGACCAAUGACUUGGUUGGUGCUCUGUAUAAAGUACUUGAUGAAUUGAAUGCAACAACGUAUGAUGACCACAAAGAUGAAAAUGAAGUUCAGAUGCAUAUUGAAAACAUCGCAAACGCACAAAAAGACUGUCAUCGUAUCAUCAUUAUACUGAAUCCGGAGUACGUCACAGAUCAUUGGAGUCUUCAUAAAGCUUACGCGGCACUUCGUAACAUGAUCGAAGGAGGAACCCAAGUGAUUUUUAUUUCCUUGCCAGGCGUUGAAAAAUAUUUUGAACAACUUCCAAGCGAGCCAAAAACUGCACUGAAACACGCAAUGAAGAUGAAUACAACCAUCAAAUGGCAAGGCAGUGUUCCUCUGAACGGUUCUAUUCGUCGCCAUCUUGAAUAUGCUCUGCCUAAGUGCAAACAACAAGAUAGAAGACGAGGAGAGGCCGCAGAAAAAUUAGCAAUCGAAGAAAGAGUAGUUUAAUCAGAUACAGGAAAAAAUGGUUCAAACAAAAGAAGACCAAAAUAAAGAA